Molecule: messenger RNA, 5328 nt
Organism: Cydia strobilella
Lineage: Eukaryota; Metazoa; Arthropoda; Insecta; Lepidoptera; Tortricidae
Exons: 15
Coding region: 250-4923 (1557 amino acids)
Biological process (GO): peptidyl-threonine dephosphorylation
Molecular function (GO): cation binding; protein serine/threonine phosphatase activity
Source: RefSeq, a predicted model, not a curated record
AAGCGGACGACGGACAGAUAGUAAUGAAAUUAAAAAUAAAAUUGAUGUGUGUACUAUGACGUGAUGUGACCGAAUCGAAUGUUUUGAUCUUUAUAAAAACUUGUACAAAAGUAACGACUAUUCAUUAUAAUCAUUAUUAUUCUGUGUUAUUUAGCUUUAAGUGAAAAAGUGUUUACAGUGACAUAAACUGAAUUGUUGAUCGAUUGUGUGAUAAUAGUUUAUUCUGUUGACCUAAUUAGUUUUUUGAAAAUGGGUGAUAAAGAAGAUUAUUUGACGACGUACCGUGUGUUUUUUGAAAACUUUGCGGCGACAGUGAAUCCUGAGGACCAGCUCCCCGUGAAUAUCGCGGGCUAUACCAUCACGGAAAGCGAGCUGCCGGGCGAAGUAUUGUACUGGACCACUCAGUAUUUAUCAGAGAAACAAUGUCCCUCGGCACUAUUGACGCCGCUGCUGAGGAUAAUCCUCGACGACGUCCGCGUGGCGUCCAAGAAACAACCCGCAGAGUUUGGAUACAAAGCCGACGAGUCUGUAUACGUAGCCCUCCGCCUAAUGCAAGCCGUGACCGCCCGCGUCAACGGUGUAUGCCUCCGCUACCUGGACAACUCGCGGCUGGACUCGCUGCCGCCGCCGCCCGCGCCGCACCUGCAGGAGCUGCGCACGGUGUCGGCGGCCACCAAAAACUCCAGGCGCGUCAUGGAGGACAGACACGUCGAGAUCGGGAACUUGGAGGCGCUGUUCGGUAUUGAGAGCACAAAGCCAACGGCCUUCUACGCCGUGUACGACGGGCACGCAGGCUCAGCCGCGGCCACCUACUGCGCGGCGCACCUACAUCAGUACCUGGUCGAGAGCCCGCACUACGCCACCGACCUCCGCAAGGCACUUAGAGAUGCCUUUCUUCGCACAGAUAAUGACUUCAUCAGGAAGAGUAACCAAGAACGAGCUUGCGGCGGCAGCACGGCCGUGGUGGUGGCGGUGCGCGGCUGCCAGCUGCACGCGGCGUGGGCCGGCGACUCGCUGGCCCUGCUCGCCAAGCGCAUGCGGCUCAUGCAGCUCGUGCGCCCGCACAAGCCCAGCCGACAGGACGAAAAGGAUCGAAUACAAGCGGGCGGCGGCGCCGUCAUGUUCUGGGGCACGUGGCGCGUCAACGGGCAGCUCGCCGUCUCCCGGGCUAUUGGCGACGCCAUGUACAAACCCUACGUGACCGCACGACCAGAGCUCGCGACCGUGGACCUAGACGGAGAUGAAGACUUCGUUGUCGUGGCCUGCGACGGACUGUGGGACUUCGUCAGCGAAGACGAGGUCGCGCUCGCCGUGUACAGACAGCUGGCGGCAGAUCCAGAUGACUUGAAGGCAGUGACGAAGCGGCUGAUAGUGCAGGCGAAAAGGCAGGGCUCCUGCGACAACAUCUCUAUAAUCGUGGUGUUCCUGAAGGACCCGCGCGACAUCGCCGCCGACAACCGCCCGCCCAUGGAUCUUGGGCUGGACAACGCGUUGGUGAACGCGUCGCUGCCGCCCUUUGCGGUGGACGCGGACGCCAAGCACCACGGCAUGGACGGCGCGGCGGCGGAGUGCGGCGAGCCCGAGGGCGAGCUGGCCGACAACGGCGUCGACAACUCAGACAGUGACAGUGAGGACCUCGGUCCGGAGACCGCGGUCGACGCGGACGAUCUGGACGCGGAGGCCAGGAACCACGUCGCGCCGCCGACACCUCCAGCUCACACAGUGGAGGCGAGCCACAUCGACGGUGCCCUGGCGGAUAAUGUAGGUGAGAGCGGCGAAGAGUCCGAAGACGAGUGGAACUACUUCAAGGGAGAAGGCGAGCGCUCGGAGCAACAGCGCAGCGAGCCUGACGGAGACGACCAGGACGAGCCGCCGCGCUCAGAGACGCCCUGUCAGGACAAUUCUGCCUGGGAAAGCAGUUCAGUCGACAUGAACAGCUCCCCCCUCAACCCAGACGCCCCGGUGUUUGUGCCCGGCACAGUAGCUGGAACAGACGUCCUCCUGGCCGAGUCUCCGCGCAAGCCACAGCCAAUGGACGACAUUGAGCUAGACGUUCAACAGUUUGAGACAGAAGUGGUUCAGCGGCCCUCUGAGCUGCUAGACUUGGAUAAUUGCGAUCAGUUAAAUGGACACCAUAAUGUAUCCAUUGACGGAAUAACAGAACACUUGAAUGGGAAUGACAAGAACACCCUGGACAGCCUCGGCUUUGGAUUCAGUGUGGGCAUGGAGCCUGACAAGGCAAAGGAUAUCAGUCUCAUUCAGGACUUCGACAGAAUACAGAAAGACACCACUGAUUUCUGUAAUAUACAGGUAUUCCAGGCACACUCUGAAACAAAUCCGUUCGCAUUAGACGACAAUGAAGAGUUACUAGAAAGAUUGAAGAGCAAAGAGCGAGACCCGAUGAGCAUGAGCUUCUACCAGGAGAAGGACGACGACACCUGCGAGCGCCUGCUCGACGGGCCCGUCGACCUCAACGCCGUGCAACAGCUGCCCGACGCCGACGACAACGACGACGAAGACGACAAGGAGAACGUCAGCCCCCGGCACCUCCCCAACAACGACCACUUCGAUCAGGGUGCUAACUUCAUGGACUAUAUCAACAACUCAAACAACCUACAGAAUUUCCCCAACAUAGAUCUACAGACCGACCACCCGCCCCAAGAUAACGUCAUGCAGACGGAUACGCCCGAAUCUCACAAGCUCCUGUUCGAACAGAUUCCCGAAAUACCCGACGGCAAGAGCUCCGAAUUGGGCUUCAACGAGGAUAUUCAGGAUCCUUCGGAUCGAGCAAUCACACCGCAGGGGGAAACGUCGCAGGAUGUCGAAAUGGAGUGCAAACCGGAGACGCCCUGCGAGCCCGGCUCGCGUCCCGAGUCGGCGCAGGAACCCCCACAGACACAAAACGAAAUCGUGGAGGCGGAACACCCUCUUUUCGAAGAGUUCUCUCACCGGGCGGAACAUACAGAUAAUCUAUUGGAAAACGACCUGCACGAAUCGCACACUAUUGAAAAUCUCGAGCAUUCCAACGAGCACUUGGCGCCGUCCCCCGCGCCCGCAGACCGCGGCGACGCCACCCCGGAGCCGGCGCACGAGCUUCAAGAGAACGUUAAGGCUGAAAUACACAACUACGACAGGAUCGACGACCACUUCGACGCCGUCGCUUCGCACGAGGACGACACGAUCGAGCCCCGGGACGCGGAGACGCCACGCGACUUGCACGAGGACAUCGACCUCCUGUCGGCCCACGCCCACGAGAGCGAGACGACCGCGUCGCACCUCGAGGAGCCGCUCGCCGCCUCCCCCGCGCCCGCGCGCUCCCCGCUGCCCGCGGACACGGACCUCAUCUCGAAUCUCGCGGCCGAGUCGCCCGCACCCGCACCCUCGCCGCUCCCCAGCCAGCCGGCCCCGCCGGCCGAGUCUCCCCUCCCGGUGGCGUCCCCGCUGCCCGUCGAAUCGGCUCUCCCCGUAGAGUCUGAUAUUCCGAGGGAAUCCCCGCCGCCGGUGGAGAUCGAGCCGCCGAGCGAGUCGCCCGCCCCCGAGGUCUCUGCACCCGCGGAGUCGCCGCUCCCCGCCGUGCCGGAGCUGCGGCCCGAGACCGCGUCGCCCAUCGCCGCCGCGCCGUCGCCCGUCUGCGCCCGCCUCGCACCCGAGUUCCCCUGCGAGGAGCCCGCCCCGGCGCGUCUCGAGGACCGGACGCGGACGCCCGACGCCGCCUCCGGCCCCGCCCCCGACAUCGUCCCCGAGGAGCGAACCGACCAACCGCACAGAGACCUCGUCACGGAUAUAGAUAUCGGCAUCCCCGAGUCGCACGCGCAGGAAAUCUGCGUCCCCGUCACGAGUGAGAUCAUCGACGAGGCCGUGCAGCUGCCCGCCGGCACGCCGCCGCCGACGCCCGCCGUCGACCCGGUCGAGGCGCCGGCCCCCGAGCCCGCCGACGCCUCUCUCGCGACGGCCGCCGCCGCCGUCGGCGCGGUCGCCGCCGCCACCGCCGUCGCCGCGACUACCGCCGCGGCCGGCAAGGCGAAGACCCCCGCGAAGAAGACCGCCGCGUCCCCCGCCCCCAGGACGACCGCGACCCCCAAAUCUACGACGAAAGCGGCCGCGCCCGCCUCCGCUGGCAAGAAGCCCGCGGCCGCGCCCGCCGCACGCCCCACCGCCGCCCGGCCGUCGCUCACCAAGUCCCCCGCCGCCCCCGUGGCCGCCAAGCCGAGGGCCCCGACGGCGGCGAAGCCCUCGCUCCGGCCCGCCGUCAAGAGCGCGCCCGCGCCAGCAAAGGAGGUGCCGGCGGCCGCCAAGCCCGCCGCGCCCCGCGCCGCCCCCGCCCCCCGCGCGGCGUCCAAGCCCGCCGGCACGCGGCCUGCGCCCGCCGCGGCCCGUGCGGCGCCGACGCCCCGCCCCGCCCCGGCGCCUGCGGCCCGGACGGCAGCCCCGAGGCCCGCCGCCCCGCGCCCGGCCGCCCGCCCCGCACCCCGUCCGGCGCCCCAGCCCGCCAAGCCCAGGGAGGUGAAGCCGGCCGAGAAGAAGCCCCUCACGAACGGCGACGCAAAGGUGCCGCCCCCGAUCAGGAGGGUACCCAUCGCCGCGCGACCCGCGCCCCGCCCGGCGACCGCUCCCGCGACGACACCGGCGACCAAGCCCGCCGCCCCCCGGCCGGCCGCCCGCUCUGCCCUGCCUGCGCGAGCGCCGCUGGACAAGCAGAGCAAGGACCUCGCCAACAAGCGCAUCACCGCCAAGGCCGCGCCGCCCAGGACUGCCCCUACUAAGACGGCUCCCGCAAGCAAGACAUCAGCAGUAAAGAGCGUGCCCAAGAAGCCGCUGUCGAAGCCCUCCAACGGGCUCGUGAACGGCGACGGCGACGAGCUGAAGCCGCCGCCGUCGCCGCCGGCCGCCGACAACGCGCUGCUGCCCGACGUGAUCGCGUGAGCGGGCAGCGGCACCACCCACUGCCGCCACACAGAGUACACGCUCGACGUUAAGGUUCACUCCGGUCGCCCGCGGUGGCGGGAGCGAGAUCUCGGAACGCCCCAGUGAUCGAUUCCUAUUAUUUCCGCUUGAAUUAUGUGAUUUUCUAUAAGUGUAUGAUGAUAUGAUAGUUGACGCGUUAGGUGCGGGAACGUGUUCCCGGGGUAUAUUAUUAAAGUCGCUUUAUAGACGUACGUCGCCGGUUCGUUACGCGGGCCGAAUCCCGCAACGGUUAUUAUUCAAUAUUAUAUGAGUCUUGUUUUUAGAAUUUUAUAUUACCAACGAAUGAUUGAUUUAAAAUCUGGCUUUUAAUUUAUUAUCUUUGUAUAACCGUAUUAUUUAAAUAAAAACGUGAGGAAGGACUGA